ACGCGUUCUCAUCUCAAUCCUCAUCGAUCCCAGAUCUUGAAAAAAAGUCAAAAAACUGACCGAAGUUAAUUUCCGUUAUCCAAGUACGGCGUACCUUCUUCCUCUUUCAUUUCCUCGCCUUUUCUGCCGCGUAAAUCCAGGAAACCACAGUCGCUGCUAUAAAUCACAUCGGCAUCCGAAAUCGUUUAAAGAAUAUUUGUGUGAGUGUGCAUGACGAGCGCAUCGGAGCUUUUCUACAACCGCAGGUCUCGCUUCAACAGCCGAGCCACCCACAGCGAUCUCGGCUUCGACUCCCUCUGUCCCCCUGACCGAAUCUACAAUCGCCGCCACCACAACCACCAUGAUUCCGACGCCUGCGAUCUCCUCCUACACCGCCCCUCCUCCCGCCGCCACCGCAUCUCCCUCACGGUACUUCAAAUCUCAUUACUUUUUUGGAAUUUUUAUUUUUAUAAUGAAUUUUGGGUUGUUUGGGAUCAGGAGCGUGCGGCGGGGAUUGGGUCGGAGCAGGGCGGACAAUCGGGUACGGGUAAUCGGGUUGGACCGAGAGUGAGCGGAAAUGAGAGGUUGCCUGGUGCUGUUGUGCUCGCUAGGGAGAGGUUGCUUGAGAGGCUGAGAGGAAUGCCUCCUUCCGAAACCAGGCGACACAGAGCAUUGCAUAUGUACAGGAAUGGUUCAAUUGGUGAUGAUUUGGCUCCUCUUGAUGAAAGGGAUUGGAGUACUGACACCUGGCCAGGUCAGUCAGCCAGUGGUUCCCCGUCCAGUGACUUGAGUUCUCAAAUUGCAAGAAUGCAUCUCUUGCAAGAAGCAAACAAGAAGCCCCCAGGUCUUACUGAAGAUGUCCUUGAGUGCUUGGGUGUUGAGCUUUUCAGUGACACAGAAUUGGUUGUUGAUGGGUUGGUAUCAGAAGUGUCAAGAGAUUGUAGUAUAUGCCUGGAGAAUUUCAUGAAUGGGGAAGAGCUUAUAUGCUUGCCUUGUGCACAUAGGUUCCACACUACCUGCUUGGGACCCUGGGUUCAAAUACGAGGAGACUGCCCGUAUUGCCGGAGAGCUAUAGUUGUAGAUAGUGACAUGUCCAAAAGGACUACGUAGCUUCUGUCUGACAUGUUUUCAUACUUGGGUUGUCUUGUUGUAGGAAAGUUUGGGAACUUGACUAUUAAGUUAGGGAGGUGAGAUACUUCCCAGUUAGAUGCAAUGCAUCAUCACUGUUAAUCAUGUAUUGGUUUGUGUACGUGGGUUAUUCAUGUAUGUAAUUUUGAAGUAGUUGUCAAGUUGAGGCCAGCAAGGUUCAAAU
Messenger RNA from Fragaria vesca subsp. vesca, 1291 nucleotides. RefSeq lists its product as uncharacterized. The coding region runs from base 211 to 1089 and encodes 292 amino acids. Lineage: Eukaryota; Viridiplantae; Streptophyta; Magnoliopsida; Rosales; Rosaceae. The record is from RefSeq and is a predicted model, not a curated record. The transcript is spliced from 2 exons.